AUGGACCAACUCGCCGGCCUCUCCUGGAGCUCGGCGUCUCCAACCACAAACAGCAGCAACAAACCCCCAGCACUUAAACCAACAGGAAUGUCGUCGUUCGCAACCACCACCACCAACAACAACAACCUCCCCCUCCGCCCCAGUCCGCUCUCCUCCCGCACGGCCUCGCCGGGCCUCGCUUCGCCGCCAGCGGGUGCGGCUUCGGAUAGCUUCGCGAACUUAGUGAGCUUCGGGCGGAGCAAGCAGGCGUCCGAGAACCUGUCGCUACAGGAGCAGCAGCGGAGGCUCCAGGAACAGCGCGCAAAGGAGGAGGAGGAGCGCAGGAAGAAGAUUGAUGCGGUAUUUGGCGGCGGGGAUGCGAGUGCUGGCUUCUGGGACUCUCUGGAGACGGGGAAAGGGGGCAUGCGCAGUCAUGCGACACCACCACCUCCUCCGCCCCUGGAUAAUGACGAUGAGGACAUUCUGGCGGCGUUUAGUGCGUCGGUACCGGUGGACAACAGCUCGCAUUAUCCGCCGCCGUCGCAGGUGUCAAACAGCUCUUAUAGUACGCCGAGGAGCGGGACUCCGCGGAAUGGGAUGGCGCCGUCGUCAGGCUCCCAUCUGCAGGAUUUGAUGGGUUCUACGAGUUUGGGCUACAAAUCGGCAGAGCCUAUAGAUCCAUUCGACAUUGAGAAUCUACCAAGUCGGGAUACACCCACUACUACUACUACAAAUAAUAACAAUACAGCCGACGAUGACUUUGACAUCCUGGGUGACCUCGCAAAGCCGGUUUCUGAGCUUCCCCCACGACGAAACCCUACACCCCCGCCGAAACCGCAAGUUGUGGAGCCACCGAGGAGCGCGGACCCAAGGGACCCGGUAAUUGCCGAGAUCAUGGAGAUGGGGUUUACAGCUGCCCAGGCCAGGAAGGCGCUUGUCGAGACCGAUUCCCUGGAUGUCCACAGGGCUGUCGGGUGGCUACUAGAAGAGGCGCACCGGAAGAGCCGGCCGGCGUCAUCGCAGCCAAUCUCGAGGUCUGUCUCUGAGCAGAGCCAGCGCGGGAGACGCAACGAUGAAGGCGGAAGGCGUAGAGAGGAAGGUAGGGAAGACUCAAGUGUACCUGCCUGGGCACGAGACCGGAGCCGAGAAUCGGGAGGUGAGAAGGACAUAGGUGCAUUGGCUCAGGAAAUCGGCGGCACUCUAUUUAAAUCGGCAAACAGCUUAUGGAACACGGGGAGAAAGAAGGUUGAGAAAGCAAUUGCCGAAUUCCAGACAGAGGGCUCAGGUGGGGAGGGGAGCGAUCCAAAUAUGCCAAAGUGGAUGCGGGACCAGCAAUUGGAGGCCAACACAACCCCCCCACGAACCCGGGAAGCCGGUGACAGGCCGCCAAGAAACAGGUUCGACGACGAGGACAUGAGGCCUGCACCGAGGGCUGCACAACGAGCACAGAAAGCCGCCCCAGAACCGGCAUUGACCGAAGAGGCAAUGAUGCUGGAAGCUGGCAGCGGGCCUCCACCCAGGAGAAAGCAGGAACGGGAGCGAGAGAGGGAAUCGUCUUCAUCGGUCCCACGAUCCUCCUCGGCCCUCUCAGAAAAGGAAAUGAUCCAGCGGCAACGCCAGCUCGCAUUCGAGCAGGCCAUCCGGGACAAGGAACGGGAGCUGCGAGAGCAAGAACGGAGGCAGCAGUCUUCAAGCAUCCCCAACAGCAGUGAACGGAACAAGAAGCUGACGCGCGAGGCCGUCGAAGAAGACAGCUCUGUGCAAUACGUAUCGAGAAACCGCCGCCGCCCACCGCCACCAAACGUGCCAUCGAACUCUAAGCCGGCCGCCCCAGAACCACCGCAGGGCGACCUGCUAUUCGGCGGCGGGCCAGCUCGGGAACAAUCACGCAACCCAUUCCACCAACAUCAGCAGCAACAUCAGCAGCAACAGCAGCAACAACCCCGAAGACCCGCCCCCCGCCGCUCUCCUGCCCCAGCACCAACUCCACCCCCUGCCCCACGACGCACCACCCCCCCCGCGCCGCCGUCCCCCUAUCUUCCGCCGCCGCCAACACCUCAACAGCCUCCCGCAAAGAAGGCACAGAAGCCUUCAAACGUGUCCGCCCUCACCAUCAUCGGCCCCGCCCGCGGCGAAGGCGAGACAAUCGCCAUCGACGGCGCCAACAAAGACAUGAAAGACUUCUGGGCCAAGACGAUAACACGCAAAGCCGAGGGCCUCGAGCAGCUCGAGAAGUGGGCCGACGCCGCCGCAACCUGGACCAUCGCCGUCGAAGCCGGUGUCGGCGGCGCUGUUGCCGCUGCUGGUCGACGCCGCUGCGAAGCGGCACUGAAGCCGAAGGCGCCGCCCAAGCCGAAACCUACAGCGCCGGUGCGGAGACCUGCGGCGGUGGCAAAGACGAUGGGGGAUGCGACGGCGGUGCGGGCGUUGCGGCAGGCGAAUGCUGCGGCGGAUAGGGUGGAGGAUGAGAAGCUUGCGCUGCACGAUAGUGUGGAGGCGCGGAUUGGCGCGUGGAAGGCGGGCAAGGAGGGGAAUCUGCGGGCGCUGCUGGGGAGCUUGGAUGUGGUGCUUUGGGAGGGGGCGGGGUGGAAGAAGGUCGGCAUGGGAGAGCUGUUGAUGCCGAAUAAGUGUAAGGUGGUAUAUAUGAAGGGGAUUGCGAAGGUGCAUCCUGAUAAGAUCUCGCAAGACGCAACGACGGAGCAGCGCAUGAUUAGUGCUGCGGUGUUUAGUCUUCUCAAUGAGGCGUGGGACGGGUUCAAAGCCGAGAAUGGACUGUAG
Messenger RNA from Morchella importuna, 2757 nucleotides. RefSeq lists its product as uncharacterized. The coding region runs from base 1 to 2757 and encodes 918 amino acids. Gene Ontology annotation, cellular component: intracellular membrane-bounded organelle; vesicle; cytoplasm. The transcript has 3 exons. Gene Ontology annotation, biological process: clathrin-dependent endocytosis; clathrin coat disassembly. Gene Ontology annotation, molecular function: clathrin binding. The record is from RefSeq and is a predicted model, not a curated record. NCBI's taxonomy places the organism in Eukaryota, Fungi, Ascomycota, Pezizomycetes, Pezizales, Morchellaceae.